Phyllostomus discolor (pale spear-nosed bat) is the source of this 2369-nucleotide messenger RNA. RefSeq names its product mab-21 like 3 (gene MAB21L3). Bases 597 to 1802 code for a protein of 401 amino acids. The transcript has 7 exons. The record is from RefSeq and is a predicted model, not a curated record. Lineage: Eukaryota; Metazoa; Chordata; Mammalia; Chiroptera; Phyllostomidae.
CCCAAUUAACCAGAGAUCCGUAUCUGCAAAGAAAGCUGUCUUUUCCAAUCGCCAGAGGCCACCGUGUUUGUGACUGCCCUGUAUUUGGAACCUUGGAGUACCCAACGGGCUGUGUUUGUAUAUACAACACCCCCAUUUCCCGGUUCUGACAUCCAGGUAAAAACAGGCUGCACUAAGUCACCUGAGCCCAAGCUUCUUCCCUCCUCUCCCAGGUGCCUCCGUGGGCCCUGUUUUCCCUCCUCGGGUCUGGCAACUGUCACUGGCCCCAGUGCAGCAGAAGAUUCGGUUUUAUCGUUUCGAUCAGCUGCGGUGCUGGUGCAUUCGCAGUUGGAGAGCCACGGGCAAAAAUGACGUAAGUUUGCACGCCUGAUGACGAGAACGUGGGGUAACCUUAGAAGGGGAGGGAAGGCCCCGCCAGAGGAAAGGGACUCACAGUUAGGGACAGCAGUGACGCAGGAGUGAGGGCCACAACAUGAGCACCUGGAAGAAACUAACCGGAGGACCUGGGCUGCGUUGAAAAUGAGAUGGAUGCUCACAAUUUGGGAAUAAGAGUUUAAGUGAAGAAUCGAGGAGGCAAGUGGCUGGUCCCCGUACACAUGCCCCGAGAAACUGAAGCCAGAGAGCCUGGCGGGAGCGGGAGAGUGGCCACACGCACCGUCCUUCCCCGGGAAGCAAGCCCCACGUCUGCUCUGCUCGGGGCUGACCCAGAAGCAAUGAAAUCUCUGACUUCGGAAAGCUCAGAAGAGGGCCUGCUGGAUAAGGUGGAACUGAGGCGCCAGUGGGUCUCCCAGACUGUGGAGGAGGUGCAGAAAGCCAUCUACCAUCUGACCACCAAAAUCAGCAACCAAGACAGCCGAUUCCAAGCCAUCCCUUACUCCUUCACGUACAAUGGGAACAUUAAGGUGUUGGCGCCCAGCCAGUUCCUGGUCACAGUCCCGGUGAGAGGCCUGGCCGGGUACAGGGAGGCCUGGGAGCGGCGCUGGCGCUACUACACGCUGCAGGGCACCAGGCUGCCCUGCCCCCUGCCGGGCCCGGAGGGCCUGCAGCAGUGGCUGGAGGUGCAGCAGUUCCCUAGGAGCCUGUGGCUGUGGCACGAGGCAGACGUGAACAUCGAGGGGGACCUUGUGCCUGCCAAGGUCCUCCAGGUGUUCCGGACGCUGGUAGAAGAUGCCAUUGAAGCCUGUCACCUGUCAGGAAAGGUCAGCGUGCUAACAAACGGCACUGCAGUUUGGGUUGCCAUGGAAACGUCCAGCGGUCCGGUGGAGAUAGAGCUGGCCCCCGCAGUGGAGAUCCCCACCGCCUGGUCCAAGAAAGCCCGGUGGCCUCGGUGUCUGACGCGCUGGCCCUCCCCAGAGAGAGUGAAGUGCAUCAAGUCAUUUGGAUUCGCGCUGUUGGCCCGUUUGAAUUACCACUGGCAGCUGAGCUUCUCGCUGGCCGAGCGGGUGCUGCUGGAGCAGCUGGACGAAGACGGGGGCUGCCGCCGCCAGUGUUUCCGGGCGCUGCGGCAGCUGAAGGAGGACGUCUGGUGUCCGGGGCAUAGGCCGGUCCUCACGUCCCACCACCUGCAGACAGUGCUCUUUUGGACCUGUGAGAAGUACCCCCACUCGAAGGACUGGCAGGUCUUCAGCAAAGGGCUCCUGCGCCUGGCGAAGAAGCUGCACAGGUGCGUGAGCCAGCGCUUUCUGAAGCACUUCUUCGUGCAGCGCUGCAACCUCCUGCAGCAUGCCGACGCGGCCGAGCUGGACGCGGUGGCCCAGAAACUGGCCUUCUUCCUCAAGGACCCCCAGAUCAGCCUGCCCUGAGGCUGCGCCAGCCCGGGGGCUCUGGGACAUUGCGUCCGGCUCGACCUCUGGACUGCUCGGGUCAGAUGCCGGGUUCCCGCCCAGGACAGAGGCUACCACGGCGGAGGGAUUCACAUCGGCCCAGGAGCGGGAGAAGCUGCGCCCUCAGGUGUCUGCCUGGCCUCCCCGGGCCGAGCAGGCAUUUCAGCCCUCGCUACCUACCUCUCUCGGGGACAGCUCUCGUCAGGCCUCCCCAAGCCACAGACUGCAAACCGAUGACAUUUCUGAGUUUAUUUUCCCCUGCCCAGGUGCUGACGGGGAGGAUGGAGACAGAACCCGCGGAAGGCGGGGCAUCAGCCUGCGGCACCGCGGUGCGUGGUCCUGCAGCCCGCCGACCACGGGUUCGCCGUUUUUCCAUUUGUAAAAUGGGACUGUUGAGGUGCCUCCCUGCAGGCAGGGCUGUGCGCCAGCGCUGCUGCCCUUUCCAGGAGAGGGCAUUGGACGAACACAAGUGCUGCUGGCUGGUCAGCGGCCAGAGUUUGCAUCCCGGGUCAGCACCUAACCACUGAUUAAAUAAAUGAUGGCUUC